Messenger RNA from Lineus longissimus, 693 nucleotides. RefSeq lists its product as uncharacterized. The coding region runs from base 1 to 693 and encodes 230 amino acids. The record is from RefSeq and is a predicted model, not a curated record. Gene Ontology annotation, molecular function: nucleic acid binding. The transcript has a single exon. NCBI's taxonomy places the organism in Eukaryota, Metazoa, Nemertea, Pilidiophora, Heteronemertea, Lineidae.
AUGGAUGAAGACGGGGUGAGGAGACGCUUACUCUUAGAUGGAUGUGAUUGGAUUAAGUUCGAGAUGAACGUACCCCAUUCUAGUCAUAUGGGUGGGGUAUGGGAGAGGAUGAUCCGAUCAGCUAGAAACGCGCUGUCUGCACUACUUGUUACUCACGGAGACCGAUUGGAUGACGAAAUGCUGCGAACAUUGAUGGUUGAGGCUGAAGCCAUCGUAAACAGUCGCCCAUUGACGUGUGUAGAUACCAACUCGCCUGACACACCGGAGCCAUUAAGUCCCAGCCAGCUGCUUACAAUGAAGACAAGGGACAUCAUGCCGCCACCAGGCAACUUUCAACGAAACGACAUCUACUGCCGUCGCCAAUGGAGGCGUGUACAAUAUCUAGCAAACGAGUUUUGGUCUCGCUGGCGGAAGGAAUUCUUGCCAACACUACAGGAAAGGAGAAAAUGGACCAAGUCGUGGCCAAGCCUGGCCAUAGGUGACAUCGUGUUGGUUAUCGAUGACGGAGUCGCAAGGUGUAACUGGCCAAUGGGGAGAGUAUUGGAGACGUUUCCUGGGAAGGACGGACUCGUUAGGAAGGCACGCAUACAGGCUGGACAGUCAGUUUUGGAUCGCCCUGUUCACAAGUUGAUCUUGCUGCUGAAACCAGCUACGCCAUCUGUUGUUGAGGAUAAUACGGACAAUUGGGACUGA